AUGGAAGUAUCAGUGCCCACCGGAAGGGAUACCCCAAAAAAAGGGUCCAGGAAACACAUUUCUAGUAAAAGGAUUUUUCCACAGAAAGGAAAAUCUGUAGGUUGUAUCACAACACCGAUUAACAAUAAAAAAUGUGAUAGCUAUGAUGAUAAUAACGAUGGUGAUCUUGGUGACACUUCCCCCGCGCGUGACAUGAAGAAAAACUCCCUUCAGGAAAGAAAAUUAAUUAAACUUGUUAACAGAAGCCAUGACAGUAGUAGCGACCGAAAUCCCAGACGCUGCAGAGAAACAAAGGAAAAGACACUGAACGAACUCAUACUAAAAAGGUACAUCAAACGGAGAAAAUCCUUUGCUAGAAAAUUGUACGAUAUCAAAAAAAAGGAUACACAAAAUUGCAAAAAAAUAUAG
Messenger RNA from Plasmodium fragile, 408 nucleotides. RefSeq lists its product as uncharacterized. The coding region runs from base 1 to 408 and encodes 135 amino acids. NCBI's taxonomy places the organism in Eukaryota, Apicomplexa, Aconoidasida, Haemosporida, Plasmodiidae. The record is from RefSeq and is a predicted model, not a curated record. The transcript has 2 exons.